AGACAUUUGACUCGGAAGAGGCAUUUGCCGUUUAUCGUACCAUACCAGGCAUUUGUUUCCAUGGCAAUGCGAAAUCAAAAACGGUGUGUGACUGUGGGGAGCAAGGAGACAAGAUCAUCACGGCGACAUCAGAUGAUGGAAGGUGAGGUUCUACUGGUACACAAAGUGACGGAUGAUGGAAGGUGAGGUUCUACUGGUACACAAAGUGACAGAUGAUGGAAGGUGAGGUUCUACUGGUACACAAAGUGACAGAUGAUGGAAGGUGAGGUUCUACUGGUACACAAAGUGACAGAUGAUGGAAGGUGAGGUUUUACUGGUACACAAAGUGACAGAUGAUGGAAGGUGAGGUUCUACUGGUACACAAAGUGACAGAUGAUGGAAGGUGAGGUUUUACUGGUACACAAAGUGACAGAUGAUGGAAGGUGAGGUUCUACUGGUACACAAAGUGACAGAUGAUGGAAAGUGAGGUUUUACUGGUACACAAAGUGACAGAUGAUGGAAGGUGAGGUUCUACUGGUACACAAAGUGACAGAUGAUGGAAGGUGAGGUUUUACUGGUACACAAAGUGACAGAUGAUGGAAGGUGAAGUUCUACUGGUACACAAAGUGACAGAUGAUGGAAAGUGAGGUUUUACUGGUACACAAAGUGACAGAUGAUGGAAGGUGAGGUUCUACUAGUACACAAAGUGACAGAUGAUGGAAGCCACAUUGUGAUUCAUCUUUACCAUUUCGCUUACCUCACCAUCGACCUCACCUUUGUAGUACACGAUACACGACAUCUGAAACCACUGUCUGCGAAAUACGACUUACAGUUUAUAAAAGAUUUAGAAAGAUCAGUUGCGAAACAUCUCAAUGAAUUCAUAGAGGAUUCUAAGAGUUUAUGUUGUCCAAUUCGAAGAGCCCCUGGUAUCACGUGGACGUAUACAUGCACCGGUGACGAGCGCUUGAUUGAGACUGACUACGAGGAAAUAGUGUAUGAGACGCAGAGUAAAUGGCAAAAUAUCAAAAUCGCCAAAUCAAGAGAGUUCGGCAAUGUUCUUCUGCUUGAUGAUGAAAUAAUGCUUGGUGAGAGUGAUUUGAUUUACACAGAAACACUACUAGGAAUCGGAAAGAACGACUUUAAAAAUAAAGACAUACUUAUCCUUGGAGGUGGAGACGGGGGCGUUUUACACGAAUUGUUAAAACAGUCACCGGUUAAUAUCCUCAUGGCGGAAAUAGACGAGGAGGUGGUUAUAGCCUGUGAUAAGUACUUAAAGAAAGUAUGUGGUGAUACUAUGAAGAAGAGGGAGGGAACGAAUUAUAAGAUAAAGAUUUGUGAUUGUGUACACGAACUUAAAGAUGCGCUGGAAUCAGGAAGGAAGUAUGAUUACGUCAUCAACGAUUUGACGGAAUAUACAGUUGGCAAGGAACACUGUAAUGAUGAACAUCAAUUUAAAACAAAUUGUGUGAUUCUAGAAUUGUCGAUGAAAAUUUUACAACCUGGAGGAAAAUAUUUAUCAAGGGGCGAUUGUCUGAGUGCCAUUAAUUUCAUUUCACGGUUUGAACACGAUGUUAGGACUCUGGGCUACGAAUUCAAAAGAACAGAUGUACAUAUACCGUCGUUCCAAGAAACAUAUUGUUUGUACGAAGUUCGAGACCAGACUGAUACAAGCUGAUGACAGGACUGAUACAAGCUGGUGACAGGACUGAUACAAGCUGAUGACAGGAGACAGAUACAAGUGGAGGACUUAAUAUUUACUAUUCCAAGAACGAUGAUUCGUAAUCAAACAAACCGGAAGUUAUUUUUGUGUGAUUGAUAUCUAAACCCUAUAUAUAUAUAUAUAUAUAUAUAUAUAUAUAUAUAUAUAUUAACGGAAAAUGCCGUAUCUAAAAUAUUUGCAGUAAAACCUGGUAUGAAUAAUGACUUUUCCUAUAUUCUACAGCAUUUCGUUAUAAAUAAUAUGUGGGUCCUGUACCUUUUAUCAGUUGACAAGACAACAAAGUUCCUUUUAAUUACACACAAAUUUAUUGUAAUAAUCGGACAACGUAUGUAAAACAAACAGGUCACUUCCUGGUCGGCAGCUGGCGCGGUAGAUCAAAGGAGCAAUAUAUCCGUCAGGAAUAAUAUGUAAAAUGAAUAUAAAAACACUCUAAAUGGACCUAAGAAAUAGGAAAAUAUCCCGUAGUUGGUUUCUGGUAAAGGUGCAAGUGUAUGCACCUUGUAUUCGAUGAAUUGAGAGAAGGUGCACAGGGGCGAGAAGGUGCGGAUGUACCGUAACUAUGUAAACAAUAAUAGGAAGGGGCGGAUCAACCUGCUACAAUACGAGACAAGGGAAUGAUUGGUGCUGGAGAAGUCCAAUAAAUACACCUUAAUAAAUCAAGAAUUAAUCACUUUCAGCACCUUCGCUGGAUCCUGCAGCAAUUGCAUUUGGGACAUGGUGGAUCUAAGAACUCCGAACUCUGAACUGAACUUUCUCAGCGUCUCUCUGUUUAUGAAUAUCACGUUGACCAAUCAGGGAUCAGUUUACUAAAACGGUAGCACGCGAUAGACUCAACCCGAAGUAUGGAGGGGAAAAGGAACACACGGAGUUCUUUACACAAAACAAAGGCUAAAUAACCUGAAAAUUCAUAUUAGAGACAUAGGUAAGCAUAUCAUAUGCUGUGGCGUGUUUUUAUUAAUAUGGCUGGUUGCAAACGGUGGGAGACAACCUCCGGAUCGAAUGCAAACAAACUACAUCCGACGUUUGCAUCUUCUAACACAUGGUAAUUUUGCUUGUAUUACCUCUUUCUGUAAAUAAUAUUCUAAAUGGAAUAACAAAUAAUUAAAUAUCAUGGCAGCUUUACCUGUCGUAACGGUCAUUUAAUGGUAACAUGGUAGAAUGGAACUGGGUUUAGUUUAAUCCGAAUUUCCUCCGAUAUCAGGUACAGGCCAACACAUGUUUCAACACAUGUUUCAUAACAAUAUAUAUAUAUAUAUAUAUAUAUAUAUAUAUAUAUAUAUAUAUAUAUAUAGUUGUUUGAUAAAAAUGGAAUAUUUAAAGAAUGAUUUAGUUGUAACCAUGUGUUAGGUUUCUUACAAAGUCCUAAACAUAAAACGAAAUCGCUAUGUCACGUCAUAUGGAUUAUUGAAGAUGGUAUUCUUGAAAGACAUGAGAAAUAUUUUAAAGCAUCGUAUUAUGUACUUUCAUAUAUUGUAGUAGAACAAAAGGAAAAAUAUAACCUAGUUGUCAAAAUUGUUUAAGAAAAACAUUUUUGUGGUCUCGAGAAAAUGGUGUAUAGAAAACAAAGCAUUUGUCAUUGAUUCUGUGUUUAUAUUUCUUCAACGUAAUAUGUGAUCUGUAUGGGAUUUUUUUUCUCUCUCUGCGUAGAGUAGGGUGUAUGUAUGGGAUUCACAAACAGGUUAAAGUACUUUAUGAUGUAAUUAUAUACUUUCAAUCGUGAUGCCAAUUCCUUACAAUUCCGCUGUUAUACAUAAACGUGAUUGAGGACACAAUUUAUUUUUAGAAAAAUAAUUAGAUAGUCUUCAGUUACUUUGAAAUCAUUAUCAAACAUAUUGCUACAACAGAGUAUGCUUGCACACAACAAACAAAUUGCCACCAGUGACUUACAGAUAUCAUGAACUAAGCUUUAUGGAUCAUCGUAUGAUUUUCAAUUGCAACAUCAAUUAGGUUACAUCUGCAUGCACUGGGUUUCGGAAUUUCAUGAACAAAAACUUUUUCUUGCAAUUUUGAACGUGUACUCACCUUAAAAUCAAAUUAAAUGCCGUUAUCUUUUUCUUGCACAAUAAUUCUAAUGAUAGAGAUUUACACUUUGACUAACUUGUCAUGAUCUGUAUUAAUAUGAAUAUUCUAAGACAACCCCCUCAAUUCUGAAGGCGCAAUUAGUAUGUAAUGACAAUUAAGGGUCCAUGAAUGAAAUAUUUUGGAGAGGUGUUAACAGGUUUUCCUGUGUAAGUUUCUGAAAUAGUCUGUAUCUCAGCAUCUUCAUACAAUACUAGUAGUCAUUGAUAAUGAAAAUUAUAUAAAAAGAAACAGAAAAUGUAGAGUUUGCACAUAACUUUAAGAUGAACAAGUACACAUAACAAACAACGAUUAAUCUCAAAUAAAAUGUAACAAAUUAAAAGAAGGCAACUAGGAACCCCCUGACACACCAAGGGUGGGAGAAAGUAUCAUUGUUGAAUGGUUACAUUCCCUGUGAACCGUAUAUUUCGUUCAGGUAAACGGAGUAAUCCAUAGUCAAAAUCAGUAUGUAAAGAACGGCAUAGCAAUUGGCACAUCCAGGGGCCCUAUUUUGUAUUCCUUAUACAUGUAGGAGUUUAGAAAUUAAUCACGAUUCGUUAUCUUCACUUUUCAUGAAACACGUCGGACAGCAUUUGACCCAAUGAUACCUGAUAUUUGCAAAUGAGAUUACUAUCAGUACUAUAGAAUCCGACUGUUUAAACUCCUGUGACAUCACUAUCAGUACUAUAGAAUCCGACUGUUUAAACUCCUGUGACAUCACUAUCAGUACUAUAGAAUCCGACUGUUUAAACUCCUGUGACAUCAACCUAUAUGUCGUCAGUCAGUAAAUGAGUUAUUGGAUUACUCCUCCUAGGCAUCAUAUGUGAUAAGUAACGCUUCUGGGGUUUUUUCUUUUCUUUCGUUUAUUAUUAAUGUUUUUGCUUUUUAAUUCCCAUUACCCUCCAUUCUCCAUUUUUCUUUCUUGUUUUGUUUAUUUAAAUUUCUAUAUGAAUUUGUGUUGUGUAUUCAAUCAAAUGUCCUAUAUUAUUGCAUUUUGUCGACUCAUUUCAUAUCGUUAUUUAUUACAUGCACUAAAUUCUUAUAUCAACAGGUAGACUUAGCAUUGUACAUUAAAGGAGAAAGCUUGUAUAUGUUCCGCUUACUGUCUACUUCAUGUGCUGCUUUUGACAAUAAAAUAUUGUUUAAAUCAAAA
Messenger RNA from Ostrea edulis (European flat oyster), 4910 nucleotides. Its product is annotated as spermine synthase-like. The transcript has 11 exons. The record is from RefSeq and is a predicted model, not a curated record. Gene Ontology annotation, molecular function: spermine synthase activity. Gene Ontology annotation, biological process: spermine biosynthetic process. The coding region runs from base 653 to 1654 and encodes 333 amino acids. Lineage: Eukaryota; Metazoa; Mollusca; Bivalvia; Ostreida; Ostreidae.